Molecule: messenger RNA, 5839 nt
Organism: Daphnia magna
Lineage: Eukaryota; Metazoa; Arthropoda; Branchiopoda; Diplostraca; Daphniidae
Gene: Mcr
Product: pregnancy zone protein
Exons: 13
Coding region: 451-5403 (1650 amino acids)
Cellular component (GO): extracellular region
Molecular function (GO): protein binding; endopeptidase inhibitor activity
Source: RefSeq, a predicted model, not a curated record
GUCUAACUAGGGUCCGCAGGUAGCCUUAGAGUCUGGUUUGAAAAAGUUUGUAACUGUUGAAGCUUCAAGUCUGAUUGUUGUGUACAGUUUGCCGAAACCUGGCACUCUGACGUGCAUCUUUUUAUAUUUUCAACAAAUCAUCGUUUGGUAUUCGACGACGUGUUAGUGCAAUGCCAACGUGAUCAAAUUUCAAUUUUGUACAUAAUUUCUUAAAGGCAUUCCUCAAUUUCCAAGACAUUGGGGUGUGUGCAAGUGCGUGUGUGUGUGUGUGUGUGGAGGGCCCCACCCAGAAAAAAAACUAACCACGCCGUCUUCCUCAACACUGUUUUCUUCUCACCAUUUCGAAGGCCUAUACUUCGGGCGUGUGCUGUCCAGUGAUGCGAUAGAAGCAGAUCUCGCCAUUUUCUCCAAGAAAAAGCAGCUAAACAUAAACAAAUAUUUCUUGGAACAAUGAAGCCUUUCUUCGGUGCCGCAUCGUCCCUUUUUGUUUUACUUUUGCUGGAUUCGACAGCCGCCCAACAGAGCGCUCCGACGCAACCGACUCGUAUCAAUUUUCAGGAUACCAGCAGAGACAACAAUCAAAGGCCAAAUCUGUUUAAUAACAAUAUUGACCCGUUCUCCCGCCGGCCUUUUGGCGUUGGGGACAACGCAAACGCUAUCUUUGAAGAACCGACUUAUUUUAUUGUGGCCAGCCGGAUCAUCCGUCCAAGUCAAAUUUAUCGCGUGGCCGUCUCCAUUUUGAGUUCACCCAUUACUCUUUCAGUCCGUGCCUCUAUUUUACGUAACGGCGUCGACAUUGGCUCGGCCACGCAAGAAUGCAAGCCGGGCAUUCCGGAAACUCUUCUCAUUAAAAUACCAAGCACAACGGUUCCAGGCCAAUACCGUCUCCGUGUUGAAGGCAACACUGAUCGAGCCCUGGGCGGUACCGCUUUCCUCAAUGAGACUAUUCUCGAUUUUUCUCAGCGUUCCAUGACGAUUUUCAUCCAAACUGAAAAACCAGUAUACCACCAAAGCCAAAUCGUGAGGUUCAGGACGAUACCAAUCAACACCGAGUUGCGUGCAUUCGACGAUGCCGUCGAUGUGUACAUGAUUGAUCCCCGAGGGUUCGUCGUACGCCGUUGGCUCUCCAGACAGUCCAACUUUGGUGCCGUCAGCCUGGACUACGCCCUGUCUGACCAGCCCACGUUUGGUGAGUGGACGAUCCGCGUGACGGCCCAGGGUCAGACCGAGGAGGAACAUUUCCACGUCGAGGAAUACUAUCAAACUCGAUUUGAGGUCAACGUGACGAUGCCAGCCUUUUAUUUCGAUUCCGACGAUUUUAUCCAUGGCACUGUUAUGGCCAAUUAUACGAGUGGCGCACCUGUCAGAGGCAAUUUAACCCUUAAGGCCACAUUCAAACCACUGCGACUCAACACUUUGAAUCUGGAUAGACCCGGUUCAAUUCGCGAGUCUGUCGUUGAACGAAAUCUUACGUUUAAAGAAGUGCGCGGUGGCUGGUUUACGCCCCACACCCACGAGGGAUCAGAAGUUCUCAAAGACUUUCGAGGCUUUUAUACAUUCAAAUACCCUAUGGCUGAAUUGCAACGAAUGGUUCCCAAGCUUGAUGGAGUUGAGCUGCGAAUUACGGCCAUCGUGGGUGAUCGCUACCGUGAAGAUUACGUAGAAGGCUUCUCGACGGCUCGCAUUUAUAAUUCGUCUCUGAAACUGAACUUUCUUGGCGGAAGCCCGCAAGUCAUCAAGCCGGCCAUGCCUUUCACUUGUUUCUUGGCUGUGUCGUUCCACGACGGAUCGAUUUUACCAGCGGAGCGGUUUAGAUACGACCGAUUAGAGAUCCGGCCCGUAGUGCAGUUCCGCUCGAGCGCUUCCCGCACGCUAGAAGCCCGAGAGGCUAAAGCUUUGCCAGAACAGCCGGGCAUUUGGGAGUUUACGAUUGAUUUACGCUCCGAGCUUGCUCAGAGCACUGGGAGCAAUGUCGGGACGGGCGAUAAACGCGUCAAAGAUUUAGUGAAUGAGAUCAGUGCUCUUAAACUAACUGCUAACUAUAAAGACGGAUACGGAGAGCGGGCCUCUGCCGAAUUACUGGCCCUUACUCACUAUUCAAUUGGCGACAAACAUAUCAAAGUUCUUACAUCUACCAGAAGCCCAAGAGUGGGUGAAUACCUCAUCUUGCACGUGAGGACCAACUUUUACGCAGAGACUUUCAAUUACAUUGUCGUAUCCAAGGGUAUUGUUCUUUUGACGGGCUCUCAUGGCAGUUCUCCAAGUGUUACAACAUUGUCCAUCCCUCUGAGCGCCGAAAUGGCUCCGGUUGCUACGGUGGUUAUCUAUCACGUGGCCAAGUACGGUGAGGUGGUCGCCGACAGUCUUACUUUCCCUGUUAACGGAAUUUCCCGUAACAAUUUCACGCUGACCCUCAAUCCGAUGAAAGACAAAACCGGUGACACUGUCGAAGUAGUCGUCCUUGGUGAUCCUGGUGCAUACGUUGGGAUUUCCGCCAUCGAUAAAGGAUUUUUCAACAUGCAGGCUGGAAACGAACUGAGUUACGCAGAAGUCAUUACGAAAAUGACGUCAUUUGAUGAAUCUCUUAACGGAACAUUGAGGCAUUACUGGACGUCCCGCGAAGGUGAUGCUGAGACGGUGGUUAAUUAUCCGGCUUCGACCUUUGGCAUUGAUGCUAAUCGUACAUUCGAAUAUGCUUCUUUGGUCGUCUUCACCGAUGCCAACGUUAUUCGACGACCGGAUUCUUGUAACAUCACACUCGGCCUUUUGGCUUGCAUGUCUGGAUCUUGUUACCGAUCCGACCGUCGUUGCGACGGCCAGUACGAUUGCGAAGAUAGAUCUGACGAAGCAGGAUGUCCAUCAAAUCAACGUCAAGAGUUGGCUCAGUACCGUUUGAAGCGGAUCAACCGUUUGCUUCGCAUGUACGAGAAUUCGUGGCUUUGGAAGGACAUCAACAUUGGACCGCAUGGCCAUUCCAUCUUUAGCGUUCAGAUCCCCGAAAUUCCAACUCAUUGGGUGGUUUCCGCUUUUUCCGUCAGUCCUAAAAACGGUUUCGGUCUCGUCCGUUCAGCCCGCGAAUUUGCUGGAUAUCGGCCGUUCUAUAUGAACGUUGAAAUGCCAACUCAUUGUCGUCAAGGAGAGCAAGUGGGUAUCAGGAUUACGCUCUUUAAUUACGCCACUAUCGAAGCUGACGUGGUUGUCACCCUGAUGGAUUCACCCGACUACAAAUUCGUUCACGUCGAAGAGUUUGGUGAAGUCAAAUCUUACGAAGCCCGUACGUCCCGUGGUGAAAAACAACAUCUCACAUGGAUACCUGCCCAAGGUUCACAGGUGGUUUAUAUUCCCAUCGUUCCGACGAAACUCGGCGAUAUCGAAGUGACAAUCCAAGCGAAAUCGUUGAUUCGCAAAGAUCAAGUUGUCCGUCGAAUCACGGUAGAAGCUGACGGUGUACCACAAUUCCGUCAUACUUCCGUCAUGCUGGACUUGAGCAACCGUGCCUGGUUCUUGCAAUAUGUCUACGUCAACGUGACUGAGACGCCAAUCAUCCCGUACGAGAAGGAUCGUUACUACGUAUUUGGCUCUAACCGAGCCAGAGUUUCGGUGGUCGGUGACGUUGUUGGCCCGGCUUUUCCAAACAUGCCCGUCAAUGCUACAUCCCUAUUGUCACUGCCAAUGGAUUGUGCUGAACAGAACAUGUUCAGCUUCGCCGCAAACCUUUACACCGUAAAGUACAUGCGUUUAACUACCCAAAGGAAACGUGAAAUCGAUCGUCAGGCGUUUUACCAUCUGAAUAUCGCGUAUCAACGUCAGUUGUCGUUCCAGCAUAGAGACGGCGCGUUUUCGUAUUUCCGAGCUGAUUGGGAUUAUUCGUCUAAAUCUGUCUGGUUGACAGCAUUUUGUGCUCGUAUCCUGGCCGAAGCCAAUUUUAACGAAUGGGAGAAUUACUUGUACAUCGAUCCAGGUGUCAUUGCAAAGGCGGUUGAUUGGAUGAUUCAAUUUCAGUCACCCGAAGGUGCGUUCUAUGAAGUGGCGCCUCGUUUUGCCGAUCGUAAAAUGAACAGUUCAACUUCGUGGGGCUUCAACGAUCCUAUUCGCCAUCGCAACAUUUCUCUAACGGCUCAUGUCGUCAUCGCCUUAACGACCAUUCGCGAUUUGCCCGGCGAGUUAGGCCCGAGAGUUGCGGUCUCUCGUUCUCGGGCCAUUUCUUGGCUCGAUCGUAAUCUCAACUUACUGGAUCGCGCUGGUGAUCCGUACGAAGUGGCCAUUGUAGCCUACGCCAUGAUGUUGGCCAAGAGUACGUCGGCGGAAGCGGCUUUUGGCCUUUUGCGUCGACAUGCUCGCGAAGACGGUGGUUACAUUUAUUGGGGCCGUGAACCCGUUCCCUUACCUGCGCAAAGGCUUGAAAAUCAAAGGCCUUUCCUUCUUCCUCGAUUGCCUAAUCCGUUUGACGCUACCAAUGUCGAAACCACAGCUUAUGCUUUGCUGACGUAUGUUGGGCGUCAAGAGCUUUUCGUUGAACCCAUCGUCAAAUGGCUCAAUACGCACAGGUUGACUGACGGGGGUUGGGCUUCCACUCAAGAUACGAUCAUCGCUACUCAGGCUUUGAUUGAGUAUACGGUACGUCACCGAAUCCGUGAAGUGACAUCGUUGACUCUCCAUGUGGAGGCGACAUCCAAUCCGCAGUUGCAACGAACCAUGUACAUUACGGAGAAUAAUUUGGCGACGCCGCAGUUUAUGGACAUACCCAACGCUUGGGGUACGGUGAAAAUUCAGGCCCGCGGAGCUGGUUACGCCAUUGCCCAGCUCUCUUUGCAAUACAACGUGGACGUCAAUCGCUUCGUGACGCCUCCAGCCGUGAAGGCAUUCUCUGUGUUGCCUCGAUUAAGUUUCUCAGGUCGCAAUAAUUCGCACAUUACUUACGACAUCUGCUCUAGCUGGACUAAUCAGCGGGAGUCGAACCAAUCUGGUAUGGCCGUGUUAGACGUUGCCAUUCCUACUGGCUAUUACAUGCAGCAGCAGGUGCUGGACGAGUACAUUUUGUCGAGACGAGUACGUAAUCUCAGACGGGCCAAAUUCCUUGACCACAAAGUGGUUUUCUACUUUGACGCGUUAGACGGCGACCAAACUUGUGUCAAAUUUACAUUUGAACGCUGGCAUCCCGUUGCCAAUAUGACCCGUUAUUUGCCCGUUCGCGUCUAUGAUUACUACGCUCCCGAGCGGUUCAACGAAACGGUCGUAGAAACGUAUGAACUUUAUGUCAUGGAUAUUUGUCAGGUAUGUGGUAGCUAUCAGUGCACUUAUUGUCCCACCUACAAUCACGCCCCCAAAGGUUUAAUGACUUCACCGUUUGUAAUGAUUGCCACCCUAAUCUCUCUCCUCUUGACGGCUGCAAAUCAACGAUGAACAAAUUUUCCCUUCGUUGUUAACGAGAUUAUCCAUGAUUCUUUAUUGGAUUGAAUCUCCCACAAUGUAUCUCUUCUGAACGAUCUAGACGAUUUCGCCAGUUGAACGAUAUGAUGCCGUCCACACUUUUGUGUCUAGUUUUUUUCCAAUGUACAUCAAUCACACGACGCCUCCUCUUUUUUUUUAUCAUUUUUUUUCUCUCACAAUUAAACUGUCAAAUGUAUUUGUGCCAUUGUAGUUACCAUGGCGAGACUUGUGAGCAACGUAGACAAUUGAUGCAUAUCAUUUGAUCUUUGUCUCCUCCUGAACACAUUUUUAAUUUUUAAUUUCUUCGUUCUAACUUCUUUCAGAACAAAUGAUGAAAUAACUCUUUAUUACCAGCGUCUUGUUUCUAAAUUUAGCAAUAGCGAAAAAUACAGUUUUUUUGUGACUCUGA